CCCGCGCUCGGCAGCUCCCCGCUCCCCCGCGCUCCGCUGCAGCGCGGCGGCGCGAUGGCCGCGCGGGUGGGCCUCCUGCUGCGCGCCCUGCCGCUGCUGCUGUGGGGCGGCCUGGGCGCCCAGGUCGCGGAGCGCCCGGGCCAGGAGCUGCGCAGGGAGGCAGAGGCAUUCCUGGAGAGGUAUGGCUACCUCAGUGAACAGGUCUCCAAAUCUGCCCCCUCCUCGCGAUUCAGCAACGCCAUCAGGGAGUUCCAGUGGGUGUCCCAGCUGCCUGUCAGCGGCGUGCUGGACCCGGCCACCCUGCGCCAGAUGGCACGGCCCCGCUGCGGGGUUGCAGAUACUGACAGUCAGGCAACCUGGACCGAGAAGGUCAGUGCCCUGUUUGCUGGACGCCGGGCCAAGAUGCGCAGGAAACGCUUUGCAAAGCAAGGCAACAAGUGGUACAAGCAGCACCUCUCCUACCGCCUGGUGAACUGGCCCCAGCACCUGCCGGAACCAGCAGUCCGGGGGGCGGUGCGCGCCGCCUUCCAGGUGUGGAGCAACGUCUCAGCGCUGGAGUUCUGGGAGGCCCCAGCCACAGGCCCUGCCGACAUCCGCCUCACGUUCUUCCAGGGGGACCAUAACGACGGGCUGAGCAACGCUUUUGAUGGCCCAGGGGGCGCCCUGGCGCACGCCUUUCUGCCCCGUCGGGGCGAAGCUCACUUCGACCAAGACGAGCACUGGUCCCUGACCCGCCGCCGCGGGCGCAACCUGUUCGUGGUGCUGGCGCACGAAAUCGGCCACACGCUCGGCCUGACCCACUCGCCCGCGCCGCGCGCGCUCAUGGCACCCUACUACAAGAGGCUGGGCCGCGACGCGCUGCUCAGCUGGGACGACGUGCUGGCGGUGCAGAGCCUGUACGGGAAGCCCCAGGGGGGCUCUGUCACGGUCCAGCUCCCAGGGAAGCUGUUCACUGACUUUGAGGCCUGGGACCCCCACAGACCCCAGGGAAGGCGCCCUGGAACCCAGGUUCCUAAAUAUUGCCACUCUUCCUUCGAUGCCAUUACUGUAGACGGGCAACAGCGACUGUACAUUUUUCAAGGGAGCCACUUCUGGGAGGUGGCAGCUGAUGGCAAUGCCUCAGAGCCCCGCCCACUGCAGGAAAGGUGGGCUGGGCUGCCCCCCAACAUUGAGGCUGCUGCAGUGUCGUUGGAGAACGGAGACUUCUACUUCUUCAAAGGGAGUCGAUGCUGGAGGUUUCAGGGCUCCAAGCCAGUGUGGGGCUCUCCACAGCCGUGCCGGGCAGGGGGCCUGCCACGGCACCCCGAUGCCGCCCUCUUCUUUCCUGCUCUGCGCCGUCUUGUCCUCUUCAAGGGCGCCCGCUACUAUGUGCUGGCCCGAGACGGUCUGCAGGUGGAGCCCUACUACCCCCGAGGCCUGCAGGACUGGGGUGGUGUCCCCGAAGAGGUCAGCGGUGCCCUGCCCCAGCCGGACGGCUCCGUCAUCUUCUUCAGAGACGACCGCUACUGGCACCUGGACCAGAACAAACUACGGGUGACCUCCUCAGGCCGCUGGGCGGCAGAGCUGCCCUGGAUGGGCUGCUGGCACGUCAACUCCGGUGGCGCCCUGUUCUGAAGUCACGCCCACCUCUCAGUGAACUGCUGGUGCUCUCACGGCCAACGUGUGUGCCCUGCUCAAGGGGCAGAGCCUGCUUUGGAAGCCUCUGAGCCUCCCUGCAGAAGACCCAGCAGAGGAGUUUGCGUUUGUUCCCAGGAGAAUGUGCCAUUGUGCUGUCCCCACCACAUGGAGAUGGCACUGGGAUCAAUCCAAGGAGAAGCCAAAAAGGGUCGAAGACUCCACAGCCUUUUCCCCAAGGACUCUUUCCUCCCCAGGCCUUGGGGAUUUUAUUUUAUUUUUUUCUGCUAGGGAUGCAGCUCCUGUCUAUGAGGCAGCAGCACUGGGCAACGAGGGAGGAUGCAAAUCUCAACAGAAAGGUUGGGGCCACCUUGCGAGACUGUCAUCUUCCCUUCAGGGCCUUCUGACUCAAUUUUUGGACAACUGUAUUAUGUUUAUUCAGAGGCCCCGCCCCCCAGGAAGCCUGGAUGGGUUGGGCACGAGGGUUUCCAACCUCCGAGGCCCUGAGGGAUGAGGACCCCGAGCAAGAGGGAGGCCGCUGCAGUCCUGCCGGCCCUGCUGUUU
Molecule: messenger RNA, 2178 nt
Organism: Pteronotus mesoamericanus
Lineage: Eukaryota; Metazoa; Chordata; Mammalia; Chiroptera; Mormoopidae
Gene: MMP28
Product: matrix metallopeptidase 28
Exons: 8
Coding region: 55-1614 (519 amino acids)
Biological process (GO): proteolysis; extracellular matrix organization; collagen catabolic process
Cellular component (GO): extracellular matrix
Molecular function (GO): metalloendopeptidase activity; zinc ion binding
Source: RefSeq, a predicted model, not a curated record